This is a messenger RNA of Anoplopoma fimbria (sablefish), 7383 nucleotides long. It is a transcript of the gene atxn1l, whose product is annotated as ataxin 1-like. The coding region runs from base 209 to 2722 and encodes 837 amino acids. The record is from RefSeq and is a predicted model, not a curated record. The transcript is spliced from 3 exons. Gene Ontology annotation, cellular component: nucleus. Gene Ontology annotation, molecular function: RNA binding; protein binding. Gene Ontology annotation, biological process: anatomical structure development; regulation of DNA-templated transcription. NCBI's taxonomy places the organism in Eukaryota, Metazoa, Chordata, Actinopteri, Perciformes, Anoplopomatidae.
CUCCCUAGCCUUGAUUUCUUCAAUUGUCCCUCCGCAUAUCAACUUUUUUUUUUUAGAGAAAAGCCUGUUCGCGAUGACAUUUGGAGGUGAAUUGGCAGUCGUGGUCAGCCCGGUGAUUUCAGAACUGGUUCCUGUGCAGGCCAACUGGCUUGCAAGUUUCAGUUCCUGUGCAGUACAGUAAAGGCACUUGCUUGGUCAGAGGACGGCUAUGAAAACAGCUCAGGAGCGCAACCAGGAGUGCCUGCCUCCUAAGAAGAGGGACCACCUAGUUAACAACAGCAGUGGAGCUGCAGGGACUGGAGGAGUUGGGGCUGCAGGAGGAGCUGGUGGCAGUGGAGGUCGCAGUAGUAGUGUUGGUGGUGGUAUUGGAGAAGAUGAAGUGGUUUCCAUCCAGAACUCUGCAGCCAACAUUGACACUCAGGGAGGGACCCCAUCUGGAGAGUGGCUGCGAGCUCAGCCAGGGCUUCAUUAUGGAGUGGAUAACUCUGAUGGCAUACCAGCAGUGCCAGUUGACCAGUACGGUAUGCUCUACAAAGUGGCUCUCCCAUCUGUUACCUACUCGCCUACCAGUCUUCACCCAGUGUUAAGCCACAUCUCUCCAGCCUACACUGUACAUUCCUCUCUCCUGCAGCAUUCAGGCCUUCCCUAUCCUCCUCUUGGUUAUGCCCAGAUCCCUCAUUCCUCUCUCCAGUUCGUUAGUUCCCCUUAUGCAGCGGUACCUUAUGCCCUACCCCCUGGCUUUGUCCCGGGAUCAUUAAUCUCCCCCUCAGGCACUAUUCCUCAGCCCCAUGCUGUGUCCCACCUUGUUCCCUAUCCAUCCGUCAUACAGGAAGGUGUUGUUUCCCCACCUCCCCAGGCCCAGGUAGCUGCCCAUACCUUUGCCAAAGUCUCGGCAUCCAGCGGUGUCCCCCUGAUGCUGUCUUCAGAGCAAGUUGCCCAGCAACACCUUGGUAAUGUAGGAGUCCUCCCCGCAACAGAGCUCAGCUCUCGAGGGUUGCCAGUCUUCUAUCACUCUCAGGGCGCCAGGGCUGCCACUGCCACCAGAGACCCCCACAGUGCCCAGCAGGAGAAUGAGCCAGAGAUGAAUGGAGGCGAUAAAGAGCAGGGAGCUAGGGAGCUUGUACUAGAGUCAGCCUUCACUGCCAGAAAUGCACGUCUGCUGCAGGGAGGAUCCAACUCUGUAGCCCAGGAGUACAGCCAAGACAGAGGCCCGCUGAACCGACGGCUGGAAGAGAGGAGCUCACCGGGCCAGCGCAGCACUCCAGACAGCGACCUGGAGGUGCAGCAGGUUGUUGGUCGUUUGGCUUCCUCUAGCCAUGGUGGAGUGAGAAAAGAGGUCUCCUUUGCCCCCUUGAACCUCUCUCAGGGUGCCCAUAGAGCCAGAGAUGUCCAUGGAGAGUGCACAAGCGUGAUUUCUGGUCGGACUGCGUUCACGGCUCAGGCUGUGAGUUACAACGAUCCCAGAGUGACCGGUCUCCAGCAGCAAGGGGGACAGCCAGGCCAUGCUGUCAUGCUUGCUAAUGGGCAACCAGUUCUUAUACCCUUGGAGUAUCACCUGCAACAUCACCCCCAGCCACCACAGCAACACUACCUAGGACAGGCUAUUGAUGCCUCAGCCAGCCAUGCGUCUACCACUAUGGCCUCCCCUAACGCAAGCUUUAAAGCCUCUGAUUCUUCAGCCAGAGUGUGCCUCCUCGAAAGGGCAGAGCUUACCACAGCUCAGCAGCAGCUGCCCCAGCAGCCUCCUGUCCAGCCUGCAGCAGAUGUGACUCAGGCCUUAGCUUCAAGCCUCGCUCCUGCCUCGGCUGCCUCCAACCCAUCGCACUUCAUGAAGGGAGCCAUUAUCCAGCUGGCUACUGGGGAACUGAAGCGUGUGGAGGACCUCCAGACUCAGGACUUUGUGCGGAGUGCCGAGGUGAGUGGGGGGCUUAAGAUCGAUUCCAGCAUGGUAGUGGACAUCCGUGCCAGCCAGCAGAGAGCAGGUCUUGUGUCGCUUCACUUUACUGUGGGGGAGCAGCAGAGCAAAGUGACCAUCGAUGUUCCCCCGGAGCACCCUUUUUUUGUGUUCGGGCAAGGAUGGUCGUCCUGCAACCCUGAGCGCACGGCCCAGCUCUACGGCUUGGCGUGCCAUCAUCUGCAAGUAGGAGAUGUGUGCGUGUCCAUCACCCUGCAGCAGCAGCUUCAGCAACAGCAGCAGAAACAACCACAGCACCAUCAUUCACAGCAGCAACAAAAACAGCAGAACCUGUCCAGGACUUUGAGCAAAACCAAUGCUACAACAAGUCACCAGCUCAUGGGGCCUCCUGCCCCCCAGCAGUCACGGCCUCCGUCUCAUUUCAGGCCAGACCGCAUCCACAGGGAAAGACAGAGGGAUGGGGAAAAAGAUGCGGUUGAUAAGGAGGAAACCACACAUUUUGGGGUUGUUGGGCACUCUGAGUCGCCCAUCAGACCAAGUAGGAACUCAGCAGAGCAUCCAAGAAGCCAGAGCAGCUACCACUUGCACACAGAGGGCUCUGCUUUUGCAGGGGCAGGGAUGGGAGCAAUGCAGGCUGCGCUAGGUGCUUCUCAGAGGCGCUGGUCCUCACCGGGCCUCCAAAGAUACAGUAUGAAGGGAGACGAAGGGCCACGCCCUCAGAUAAGCACCACCGGCCACACAAGGCCCUCUUUCAUCCCCCAGGAGGUCAAACUGUCCAUUGAGGGGCGCUCUAAUGCAGGGAAGUAGCAUCAUAUUUGGUAGCAACUAUAGAGGAGACUGCCACGAACGAGUCUGACAAGGAGAGAAAGAGGAAAAAAAGAGUGCGAAUGUAGCCUCAGAAUGUUUGAGAUUUUGCACACCUAAAAUAUACAAAAAAUACCAUGUCUCUGGUGAGAAGUUCUGGUUCUGUUCGGUUGUCACUCAGCCAAAGGAUACGCGCCUGUGGUUUUCUAGCCAGCUGAGGUCCAACAGAGACAUCUCAAGCUGAGUAUAAAGUAUGUAGCGGAUGAAAUGCCUACCAUAGUCCUUGCACACAUCAUUUCUCUUCCUCCCUCCCUCCUUUGUCACCACUUCCUCAUACCCAUGCUUGGAGGUUACCAUUGCAUUCGGAACACUCUUGCUUCCUUUUUGACCGAACCGUCUCUUUGGAAGACCGAGGACUACGAAGAAUGUGUUUGUAGCACUUGAAGCUACCAACUCUGCAGGUUCUGAUGUAUUUUAAAGAUCCCAGUCAGUGAUCUUUUAUCGCCUCCAUUCCUAAGAUCCUGUUUCCUUCAAAAGCAUUUACCCAAAAAAAAGAGAGGAGUUGCUGACAUCAGCGGCUCCCGCGGUGAUGUUGGCACUGUCGACGCUAACUGUCAGUGUAUGUUACAUUAUGCCUCUCCGGCAGGAGUCUAAAACCUCUGCUGUCAGCAGAGAUACUCCCUCCCCUCCUUCCUUUUUCCGAAGGCCGCUCUGCAAUGAAUGGGAUCCUCUCUCAAGCCAAGUGUGGCACGUUGCACUUGUCUUAGUGAAAUAGUGAUAAGUCAAUCAGUAUGUCUGUUCAUCAAUCAGUGUCCACUCAAAAAAAAAAUCUGCUCAUGCCCUCUGGUUAAGGCUGAGGGCCCGAAGUGUGUUCGUUUAAAUGCCGCAUUUUCCAAUAAUGCUUUGUUCUCUAUUGUAACUAGAGAUAUCUUGCAUUCCAGUAUCAUCAGUGAGAAUAUCCAUCACUUAGUGUCCCAUCCAGACCGACUCCCUCCCUCCUCCUCACUUUACCUCUAAGCUUUCCCGGCCAGACUGGUGACUUUUAAUGCAAUGUUAAACAGCUUAACUAAGAGAGGAGGCACUGGCUGGUCAUCACCAAAGCCACCUGUGGGAAUGAGACCAUGCCACCCUGUCACAUCACUGGCUGCAGGUCUAUUAAGCCUAAAACCGCAGGAGAAUGGAGGGGCCUUGUAGUUUGUAUCCUUGUAGAGAGAAAGUGAGUCAGUGACGAGGUUUUGUCUUUGUCCUAGUUACUCUUUGCUCAGUUACCAAAUUAAAGCAAUAGUUCUUUUUACAGCACACGGCUGUACUGCUCCCCCGCUGGAGUCUCUCAUUGUGGGUUGUUUUAUAUCUCUGUACAUCGGAGGUGUGAGAUCUCUUUCAACCCCGACCUUUAAAGGUGAUGCACUAUUUUGGUGUUAAUUUUAAUCGAAUCUUCAGUAUUUCUACACAAGCAAUGCAUGACAAAUUACUCAAGAAAUCGUUGUAGAUGAAACUGCUUUUCUUUAAUUCUCCAUCUCACUGAUGAUAUUUCAUGUUUUGACUCAAGUGCAUCUCCAAGAAAGGCUUGACUCUAAUUAAGUUGUGAUCAUUAUCAAGUUUUCUUCUGUUCUGUCUUUUUGUUUUAACGUAUACGGUCCUUCGCUUUUGUACUACGAUAUACUUUAUCCAGUGUAUCUGAUGAUUGUCUUGUGUUGCACAUAGAAAAUAUCACUCAUUGAUUUCACACUGACCUUGUUUAAUAGGAAUCACAGUUAAGUAGAUGUUUUUUUUGUAUGAAGGGAAUAUGUUUGAAGUAUUUUUGGUGUUUUUUUGUGAGAAAGAGAAGAAAAAAAAACUGACUUGCAUUUUUAACUCUGUUUACAAAUCAGCCAAGAUGAAUGCUGCAGUUUCCUCCUUCUGACAGAUUUUUUUUAUCUGUCACUGAAAAAAAACAACCAAAAAGGUUCAAUUAACAAUAAGUGCAAUUAGACCACACAUAAAAUCAUUUAGAGUUGUAUGAUCCGACGGCAUUCCUCAUGCAGACAUUCCCAUUUAAAAAUGUUCAUCACACACGUUUAUUUUUUCUGUCACAGAUCCUUGGACUUACCUCUGGCAAAACAUUUGAUCACUUUUGAACAUUUCCUGCAUUACCUGUUAUGUGCUCAGACAGAAGCAUCAGUACAUGUGUUUUGUGUCUGACUAAUGUGCUGGUGAUGUCAUCACUUGUUUGUUUAGAUCUGUUCUCUUCAACUCUCUUCUCUUACCGUCUCUGAGUACAAGGCCUGAACCUCUGUCAGCAGGUAUAGAGGCCACGAGAGAAUGAAUACACUCUAUUACACUCAUUAUGAGCACCUUUAAAGGAUAGGUUCAUAUUAUUACAUGUCUUAAAGUAUUUCUAAAGAGUUAUUGGUUGCUGUAAUCAUUCCUCCUGUCCAUAAGAUAGAGGGGAAGAAUAAUUAAACCUAUCCUUUAAAGUGCUUUACCACAGUCAGAAACCCAUCUUACCUUUUUAGAAGAUCACCACAUUGAGUUCUUCUCAUGCUGUAAGCAAUAUACAUAAUACCUGAAAACAUUUCAUGUAGUUUUGGCAUUUUCUAUGCAGUAAACUCAGUGUUGUACCCUUCAUUGUCUUAAGUAAAGCUCUCUGAAGCAGUAGGGCAGGUUGGGCUGAUGCAGUCAUUUUACACUGAUGUCUGGUUAUAGGAUUUUUUGCUUUGAAUUGUCUUUUUAUACGAACCAGUAUUUUGCUUUGCUACUUUCUAUUUUUAGCUCGUUGUCCCCAUCCUCCUCCGUAUAGCACAGCGCUGACUCGCAGCUCAGUACAUUUCUAUCUUCUUCUAACGUUGCCACAUGGUCGGAGCCAAAUUACACCAGACGAGUGUCACUUAAAUGAUUGUGCGUUUGUCCAGCAUUAUUUGAGCAAGACAGUAUCUUAGGUCAAGAUGCAUUUGAUGUGAUAUAAAUGCUGCAAGCAGUGCCACCUGUGACUUAACCUCCUGUUGAUCUUCACAGCAAGACCACCCUGCGCUGCCAUUAGCCUUUUUGUUUUUGCCCCCUGCUUUGAGCAGCGUGUGCCACGUUAAGCAGGAGUGUUCGACUUCUUCUAGCAAGAUGUCUAAUCACAUCACUGAUAGUCUGUUGCUGUAAGUAAUUGCACUAAAUGCCCUCCUUUUUUACAGUGUUUUGAGCUUAAAACUGUUGGUAAAUUGAAGAGUUUUAAAAUGUAAAGCACACAAAAUCACGGAGAAAUCGCAGGUUGUGUGUUUCUGUAGAUAGCUGUAUUUCUUUUGUACAAAUGGCUUUGAUGAUGCUUGUUGAUAAUGCCUUAACAUUCUGCUUUGUACAAUGUGUGAAGUUGGAAUAAUGGAAAAAUGCUUAUGUUAGACUUGUGUUUCCCUCUCAGGCUGAACAAGAGCCAAUCAGAAAUGUCACGCUUUGACACUCUUGUCACGCCUAUGAGCAGAAAUUCAUAUUCAUGUUUCUCAAAGGGUGACGGUGAAUUCCCUCUGAGCCCCAAGACGCUUCAACCAUCAAAUCUGCAACUUUGUGUUUGUGGCGUUUUGUAUUUUCUUUUCCUUUUUCAUGAACUAUUCCGUUUCAUUUUUAAUACACACUUUACUCUCAUACUUACCUUUUUUAAUUCCUGUUUUUUCAAUGUGUGUAAGUGAAGUAAAUGGAAUUUCUUUUCUGCACUUUUUACAAGACGAAAAGAGUGUCUGCAAAGGAGGGCAAUCCAUUAAUUACACACACACAUUGUUUGUUAUUGUUGCACGAGAUCAGUAGUUUUUUAUCCCUUGAAUUAAUGGAUUGUGUUUGGUGUCUUGUGCUUUGUUCCACAGUCUCUGGACAACAAGAAUCAAGGUGAAUUAAUAGAGACAGACAGGCUGCGUUAAUCAGAUAGCUUUCCAUUGGUGGUAAUGUAACGGUUUAUUAUGUUUUGUGACGUUGGCAGUGGGGAUUUCUAUUCCCUGUGUGAACUACUUCCUGUUGUUUGAUCCUGCAUUGAACUGCAAAGGUGAAUUUAGAUGAUUUUGGGUGUUGCUGAUGUCCAGUUAAAUCAGGAGAACGAGAACGGUUAAAAGUUUUAAAGAAGUCUGUGCAUUUUCAGAUUCGACAUUGUACUUUUUUUUUUUUUUUUUUUGCCACAAGGUGACACUGCUUUUUAUGUGACGUGCAACUAUUGGAAAAACAAACAAACAAAAAAACAGCAUUUCUUUUUUAAAUGCCUAAAUCUGCAAAAUAUAUGCAAUGAUGUAAAUGUAACAUUCAAUCCUCAAGUAUAAUCCAGGUUGUAUGAACUUUGUAUAGUGAGUUUUAAUAUCGUAUGGCCGUACCAAUAUGUAUUGAUCUUUAUCAGAAGCCUUAGAGUUGUCGACCGAAAGUGCUCCCUUAGAAUACCCCACACCUACCUGACUUUAACAAAGCAUUAAUAUCUAUAUUUUGUUGCGUUUUUAUUUGUACUGGUUUUGAAUAAAAUAGAUUUGUACUGUAUAUUUGUACCUCUCUGUGAACUACUUAGGGCGGUUUUUGUUUUUUGUUUUGCUGUUUUAAUUCUAUGUACUUUAAGGACACAAAGAUAUUGUAUUUUUAUUGUUACAGCUAACUUGGAGACAUUGCAUUUAUCAUGUUUGUUAAGUAAACACAAUAUAAUAUAUAUAUACAAAUAUAAAUAUAAACUAUUA